CAGGGCCCUGAUACAACUAAGAGAAUCGGCAACACGUUUGAUCUUAAAUUCCGAAUUCCGAUAUUUAUUUUACACAGUUCGUCAGUUCAUAGAAAAGUAUAAUAUUAUAUAUUAUACUGUGAUUAAAUUUUAAAUCUUUUCUUUAGCUUUCUCAUACAGAUUACCUCAAUACUUGUAAAUUGUAUUAAUAGCAUAUUAUUGAUAAUACAUAAUUUAAUUUGUACUAGUUUUACCAAUUUAAAAACAUAUUAUUCAAUAUUUGUUUGUAAUCUCAACAGUUAAUUUUUUAAGUACCCAUUGAAUAUGAAUACGGACACUCUUUGUAAGUUUUGUACAGGGAAUCAAAGCAGAUAUGUUUGUCCAAAAUGCGGAGCACCUUACUGCUCUUUAACGUGUUACAAAUCGUCUAUUCAUUUAGAGUGUACAGAACAAUUUUACAAAGAAUGCAUUCAAGAAGAGUUAGACAUUCAAGAUUCAGACGAUGUAGGCAAGAGAGAAAUGAUAGACAUUCUUAAAAGAGUGUAUGGAGAAAAUGAAGAUUCUGAAAAUGAUUCAGAUGAUGAAGAAUUCACAGAUAUCAAUGACCGAUUGAAUGGUAUUGAUCUAAAUGAUGCUGAGGUAGUAUGGAGUUAUUUAACUGAUUCAGAAAAAGCGGAAUUUGAACAUCUUGUUAAGUCUGGCGAUAUCUCUAAAAUUCUACCUCAGUUUACUCCUUGGUGGUGUUUACCGAUUGAAAAACAAAUAGUAACUGAAGUUGGUGAGAAUAUUGAAGAAAGUGAGAUUCCGCCUUUGGUAACAAACAUUCCAAAAUUGUCUAUACUUUCAAAAAAAUCACCAUCAGACUGCAUCCAAUGGAAUUUAGUCAAUAUGAUUACUUCAUAUGUGUUUUUGAUACGGUAUUAUAACGGAAAACAUAAAUCAUAUCUAUCAGAAUUUAUCAAUGGACUCUAUAAUUUGUCAAAAAAUCUUUCUUUUAAUCAGAAUUUUGAAUCUUAUGACAUGGCAGUAAAAUCUGUUGAGCUUUGUAUUCAAGAGCAUGAAAUGUUCAAAGGAUUUCAAGAAGGUUUUAAACUUAUAAAUAAUGACUUAGAAACAAUAUUUAGUAAUGGUUUUGAUUCCAACUGCAAUCAUAACAUAAAAUUAGCUUUAUCUGAUAUACAUAAUUUACUGACAAUGUAUAAAAAUGAGSAAAAAAAUAUUCCGUUGAAAAAAACUGAACAAGGAGAAUUUAAUAGAAAGUUUCCUGAUGCUAAAGCCUCUUAUUUCAUACAUGUAGACAUUAAGAAAGUACGUUUGUUAUUGAAAAAGAUUGAAUAUUUUUUAUCAUGGGCGGAUGAAAAAAAAUUAUAAGAAUUAAUUAUUAAUAACUAUUAUUUUUGUCAUUCAUUAAUUAAAGUGUAGUUCAUAUAAUACAUUAGAAGACUAUGUAAACUGAUUGGUGAAACA
Diuraphis noxia (Russian wheat aphid) is the source of this 1446-nucleotide messenger RNA. RefSeq names its product zinc finger HIT domain-containing protein 2. The record is from RefSeq and is a predicted model, not a curated record. Lineage: Eukaryota; Metazoa; Arthropoda; Insecta; Hemiptera; Aphididae.